AGUGAAUGCCACAUGGUUGAAAGAGCGAUGAUAAGACGAGCUGGAAACUUGGUUUAAAUUCACCACUGGCUCAUGUAUUUUUUUUCUCUUGGAUAUGGAACAAAACUCAGGUGUAAAAAAAGGUGGAUUCAUUUUGAGGUCACAAGUGGAUGUUGGUGAAAAAUGCUCCUCAUCUUUGAAGCACACUUUGUUGGAGAUGCCUCCCUCAGACCUGUGCCACAGCAGGCUCACACAGAGCAAUCUGUUGCUUCACUGAGAGACAUUUAAAACAAAUCCUCAGCCUCUCUCUCUGUCUCCCUCUCUCCGUCUCUCUCUCUCCUUGUUGCUGCUGCAGCUUAUGUUACAGUGUCACUAUAAAAUAUUCAUCCAUGGAAAAUCUUCUUUGAUUCCAGUCGGUCACUUGGUUCCCGGGCAGGUUAAAGACAUGUAAUUCUCUCCAGCCUCCCUGUACAUUUGCUCCAUCACCGGGUGUGAGAGAGGUCUGGUCUUUCCUGUGCCAGCUCAUUCAUUCAUUCAUUCAUUCAAGGAGGGAAAAAAGGAGAGGAUGAUGUUCGACUCCACAUCUACAGGAGGGCCGGGUAAAGGUGGCGGGGGAGAAGACCCCGCCAAGUCCACCGAGCAGGAGGACCGGACUCGGGCUCAGAUCCUGUCAGGCACGGGCUUCUGCAAGUGGUUCAACGUCCGGAUGGGCUUCGGAUUUAUCUCAAUGACCAGCAGCGAGGGGAGCCCCGUCGACUCGCCUCUGGAUGUUUUCGUCCACCAAAGCAAACUUGUGAUGGAGGGCUUUCGCAGCUUAAAGGAGGGUGAGCAGGUGGAGUUCACCUAUAAGAAGUCCUCCAAGGGCCUCGAGUCUCUGCGGGUAACAGGACCCUGUGGGGGACCCUGCUCAGGCAGUGAAAGGAGACUCAAGGGGAAGGUCCCACUCCAGAAACGCAAACCAAAGGGAGACCGGUGA
Messenger RNA from Solea senegalensis (Senegalese sole), 955 nucleotides. Its product is annotated as protein lin-28 homolog B-like. The record is from RefSeq and is a predicted model, not a curated record. Gene Ontology annotation, molecular function: nucleic acid binding. The coding region runs from base 545 to 955 and encodes 136 amino acids. NCBI's taxonomy places the organism in Eukaryota, Metazoa, Chordata, Actinopteri, Pleuronectiformes, Soleidae. The transcript has 3 exons.